AUGGAUCUCAACAGCUUACUUUUGAAAUAUUCGAAUCAUAUUGAAAUUAUUCAACUACUGAAUACUUCAGUAGACAUACAGAACAAGAUUGACCAUUUAUAUGUGGAGUCAAUCAAAUAUUUACUUGUUAGAAUGAUGUUUAUUGGAUCUGAUUGGUCUAAAAUUUCGGAUACUGGAGAAUUUAUUUCAUCGAACACAAAUCUAAAUGAGAAAGUAAGAAAAUUAGUAUUAUCCUACAUGGAAUAUAGCUCAGCCUUUGAACUCUUGCUUUUACAAACGAAUAGGAAAGCCUUAAUGACCCUUCCUUUAAAACACGUGCUUUCUCACAAGAAGGAUCAAUUUAUUUCAUGGGAGGAAUAUGUUGUUUACAAUUUGGCUGAAUUAAUUGCAUACAGUUAUUCGAAAGUUCAAUUUGAACCGAGGAAAGUUACAAAACUCUCAAAUCCAAAAAUUGAAAGCAUGAAUAAGACAAUUCUAGGAAAAGGAGGUUACGGAACUGUGUUUAAGGUUAAAUUAAACGAGAAGGAUGUCGCUGAGAAAGUAACUCACUUAAUCUCUAUUAUUGAAAUUGAAAUACUUGAAAAGAUUAAUACCUACACAGGAACUGUGGAAAUGCUACACCAUUUGCAGUAUGAUGGAGGGUUUAGGCUAUAUUUUGAAUUGAUGGAUAGCUCAUUGAAAGAGUAUUCGAUUUGUGGAGAUUCAUUCCUGAAACUAUUUCAAAUUUUGAUGGUCUUCUUGAAAUGUUCUGGAACCCUCAAUAGAAUGCACCAAGAUGGUAUAGUGCACAAUGACAUUAAGCCUCCAAAUAUAUUGGUUUCCAAGAUGGAGGUUGGUGGUGAAAUACUUAUUAAGGAUGCCAAAAUUGCUGACUUUGAUGUUUCACAACAAAUUGAGAAAACAGAAACAUAUAAUGUAUCGAGGGUGGGUACAUUGGGUUAUAUGGCACCGGAAUUGAUUGCUUUAAUUAAUAAUCAACUUCCUAAGGAUUUUGAAUUCAAUAGAAAAGCAAUUGAUGUCUAUAGCUUUGGAGUUACCAUGUAUGAAUUACUAUUUGGAGAAAUAUAUUUGAAAGAUAACAAUGAACAACGAUCUCUACUUUCAUUAACCCGUAUCAAAAACUCAUUAAGUGGUCUCAUACUAGGAUCUGACUCAAGUAGCAGAUUAGAAGUUAGUUUAAUGCAAAGUUAUAAUUUUCUAAAUGGAGAACAAGUUGAAAAAUUGGUAAAUUUGGUAAAUGCUUGCACAUGUGUAGAUCCCAAAAAAAGAAAAUCAUUUAGUGCCAUUCAGGAAGAAUUGCUUCAAAUUACUAUGGAUAUUUUCACUCAAUACAGAAAAGGAUAUGUAUUAGACUUUUAGUAUCCAACCCUAACAAUUUGUGGGUAAAGUUAAUUUUCUUUUUAUCUUUCAUUUUCACUCAAGCCAGAAACAAAACUAAAUGUUUACUUCAGAAAUAAAUUUCAUUAAAUUUGCAC
Molecule: messenger RNA, 1475 nt
Organism: Naegleria gruberi
Lineage: Eukaryota; Heterolobosea; Eutetramitea; Acrasida; Naegleriidae
Product: protein kinase
Exons: 1
Coding region: 1-1359 (452 amino acids)
Biological process (GO): protein phosphorylation; mitotic DNA damage checkpoint signaling
Cellular component (GO): nucleus; cytoplasm
Molecular function (GO): protein serine/threonine kinase activity; ATP binding
Source: RefSeq, a predicted model, not a curated record